This is a messenger RNA of Phasianus colchicus (ring-necked pheasant), 1546 nucleotides long. The record is from RefSeq and is a predicted model, not a curated record. NCBI's taxonomy places the organism in Eukaryota, Metazoa, Chordata, Aves, Galliformes, Phasianidae.
UGUGUGAGCAUUUGGCCCCGACCUGGUUAGGGGUCGGUUUCGCUGGCAAAGCAGCAUCUUAUGGGGUGGAAAACGAAUGAUGCAGAGAGAGCGGCAACAAGUGGUGACCCCGACGUGAUUCACCCUGUGAGUAGUAGCUGCCCGGCGUGCCCGUAAGGCGGUGGAACCUGUGAGGUGGCGGCAGGUCGCCUACGGAAGACACACUGCGGUGGAACCUGUGAGGUGGCGGCAGGUCGCGUGUGUAAUUAUGGAUCAAGUAAUUAAGGUACUUUUAUAUUUUUGUAAAAGUUAUUGCGGUAAGACCGUUCCUUCUAAGAAGGAGAUUGCGGCCGUGUUAUCGCGGCUAGAAAAGGAGGGUGAGCUGGACUCCCCUCAACAGGUGCUCGAUUCAAAUAAGUGGGACUCACUUACUUCGGCGCUGUGCCAGCGCGCCAUGUCCGACCAAAAAGCCUCAGAGCUUAAAACAUGGGGCUUGAUACUUGGGGCUCUUAAAGCGGCAAAGGCAGAAGGAGGGUUCGGGGAGGAUCGGAGCGUGACGGGGGCUGCCGGGAGCGGGUCUUUGCUUUCUCAUAGAUCCGGAUCCGACGAGGCCAAGAUGGCGGCGACGGCAGAGAGCGGAGGCGGAGAGACGGAGAAGAAGGAGUCGCCGAGUCAGUCAUGUGAGCCGACAGCUCCGCCCCCACCUUACCCUAACCGCCCCUUGAAGAACGCGAUAGGGCGGUGGGCGGAGCGGGGCGGGGGAGCCCGCGGCCGGGGGGUAGCCCGCGGCCGGGAGGGAGCCCGCGCCGGGGGGGGGGGCCCGGUUACCGACUGGGCUAAAAUUAAAGAGGUAGCGGAAGAAAAGGGCCUAGCGAAUCCAGCUGCGUUUCCGGUUGUGGUCUCAGACGAGGGCCCAAUUUGGGUUCCUCUAGAUCCGAAAGGGAUCACGAGGGUGCUUGAGGCAGUUGAGAAAAAGGGUUUGAAAUCCCCCUUGACGAUGAAUGCCCUCGAGAACCUUACCGCACAGGGGCCUCUCCUACCCUAUGAUAUAGAGAAUUUGAUGCGUAUGGUUUUGAAGCCGGUGCAGUAUACAUUGUGGAAGGAGGAGUGGCAGGCCCGGCUUAGACAGUUAUUGGUUAUAGUGCAAAACGAUCCAGCGAACGUAUUACGUAACUCCGACCUUCAGAGAUUGAUGGGCAGCGCACCAGGUCUGUUAACUGCCCAGGCUCAGGUUAUCCACCUGAGACCUGGGGAAUUGAUAGCUACAUCUGACGCCGCUUUAGAGGCGUUUAGAAGGCUCGCAAGGAAUGCAGAGCCCUCUACCCCUUGGACAGAAAUUACACAGGGCCCCACGGAGUCAUUUCAGGAUUUUGCAAAUAGGCUGAUAAAGACAGUAGAAGGGUCAGACCUUCCUAGGGCGGUCCAUAGCCCUGUUAUUCUGGACUGCUUAUAUCAAAAGUCGAGCGGGGACAUACGCGCUUUGCUAAGAGCGGCACCGGAAAGGUUUCACACCCCCGGUGAGGCCAUCAAGUAUAUCAACAGGAGAGUUUAUAAUUUCUUUUUAUAA